AGCAAAUAUCGCAGCCGUUUCAAAUCGGCUGACUCGGGCGUUUGAGCUGUGCUCUCUGAGUGCAAUGCGCAGGGUCCAGCAACGGCUUCCUCGUCAGGCACGGCGCUCGAGCGCGGUGAAAAAUGUCUACCGAUCUCUGUGCACCUCCGUUGUGCGGUUGAGCGCCGCCCCCCCGCCCCCGCCACCGCCGCCGCCGGCACCUCCGACGAGACACAUUGUUCCUUCAGUGGUGCCUGUAAUGCCUGUUGGCCCUCCCGCACCGAACGCCACACCGAAAGCACCGAAGUCUCCACCGGAAGCGCCGAAGGCCGCACCGGAAGCACCGCAGUCUCCACCUGAAGCGCCGAAGUCUCCACCUGAAGCACCGAAGGCCGCACCGGAAGCACCGAAGUCUCCACCGGAAGCACCGAAGUCUCCACCUGAAGCGCCGAAGGCCGCACCGAAAGCACCGAAGGCCGCACCGGAAGCACCGCGGUCUCCACCGGAAGCACCGCGGUCUCCACCUGAAGCACCGAAGGCCGCACCGAAAGCACCGAAGGCCGCACCGGAAGCACCGAAGUCUCCACCUGAAGCACCGAAGGCCGCACCGGAAGCACCGCGGUCUCCACCGGAAGCACCGCGGUCUCCACCUGAAGCACCGAAGGCCGCACCGAAAGCACCGAAGGCCGCACCGGAAGCGCCGAAGGCCGCAUCCACUUCUGCCCCCAGAGCGCAUCACGCCAACGGUAAGCCAUCCCAAAUGUCACACAAGCCCACAGACAAAAGUGCAUCGCCGUUAUCUCGCACGGUCGUGGCAACGGGCCGCCUUGGGCAGUCAUUAGGCCAUGGCAAGGCAGCGGCGCCUCCUCCAUCACCAACACCACCACCACCACCGCCGCCGCCACCUCAGCCGCAAGCGCCGACUUCUACAGCCGCGACCCCACCGGCUUCCCUAGUCGUUGCGUCCCUGCACGUCUCGAUCGCUCCUCCAGAAAAGACGGAGGCGGACGGUUCCAUGAACUCCAUCAAGGCGGAUGCGAGCGAGCAGGAGCUGUUUGAAGCGUUGCGUCCCUCGCUGUCGACGCGCGUGGAGGAGGCAGUGCGCCAUGGCAAAGCCACGCACCCGCUGAGGGCGGUCCGCACCGGCGCCUCGCACGCAGAGACCGCGGAAACGGCCGCAGCAGCGACGCCUCCUCCUCCUCUUGACGAGUCUCCCGGCGACUGGUCUUCUGCGCGCCGUGAAGGGAAAUUGCAGCCCCUGCCAAUGACCAUCGCUAGCAGUCUCAAUCGGCACGAAAUUCCCUCCGACCUGGGAGGCGCCGAGUCGACCACGGCGGAUGCAGCGUCGUCACCAACUGAAGACUCCAUCGAGCACGAUAGUAACUUGUCAGCGAGGCCCAACGCAACGGAGGUGCACGAGACCCCAGUGGUCGAGCGCCUUCCUGGUGAAGUGUGGCGCGGUGUCAUGACACGAGCAGCAAACACGGCACCGGCGUCCGAGUCGAUUGACGAGCAGGACAGUGAAAACUGCAUUACUGUGUCUGUUGCCGGUUCGUCGGUCAUGCCGGGGCGAGGCCUCACCGUGCAGUUGCGUAAAUCGUUUUUUGGCGCCAUGGUUGCAUUACAAGCCGUCUCGCGUGCGCUGGAUGCGGUAGAGGCGCGCUGUGGAGAGAUGAUUGCAAACGGCAGCGACAAUGGCAACAGCAGUGGUGCCAGUGGGACUACCCCACCGUCUCCCGUCACCGUUACGUGGUGCACGCUGCCGCACUGUACCUUCUUUGGCUCGGUGCAGUCGCCCGCAGAGUUCUCACUGAAGCAGCGCGUCGCCUACGUCGAGGCCAAGGAGGCGGUGAUGCAGAAAUUCCAUCAGCUCGUACAUUGCAUGAAGGGAAAGGCACAUUUUGUGGCGCUGGCGUCGUGUGCUGCGGGUCCCGUACUGGACCUCGGUGCGGAAAUCUUCUUUGCGUGUCCAGAGCGGUAUCUGCUGCCUGCGCGGGCGUCCACCAUCACGGAAUUCCGCUCCGGGCGGGCGACGGCGGUGCCGGCGAUGUCCGUCGGCUUUCCUUUGACACGAGUCGGCUUCUACCCUUCGACUUGCACAGUCGCCGCACUGCAGCGCAUCUGCGGCUCACAGUCGACCAUCAAGUGGGUGCCAAUUUUGCACAGUUAUGACGCAAGCAGUCUUGAAGGCGUUGGAUUGCUUCGCCUGGGGGAGCCGUCACCGUCGUCUUCCGUUGAGGCAGACGUUGUGUCACACGCAGCGGGCACCUUUAGGUGGUCUCUGUGGUGCGAGCGUGUUCUCCUGCGGUAUCUCUGUCGCACUCCGAUGCAGCGCCAGUGGGUGAUGGAGAAGCUGCUCUGGAGCAACGACUUCCAGCGUAAGGUGCGGCCAUCUCCGGCUGCCGUGUCUGGGGUGGACGCACGUUUUAUGGAGACCACGUGGUACACGUACGCGAUGAGCGUGUUGUGCCGGAGUGAGACCGCCCAAGCUGAAUCUGAGAAAGUGUUCCAUGAAGGCAACAGCAAGAAAGACGCCGCAGGAGACGUGGACGGUAGCGCGGCGCUUGUUCGAGCCUGUGUGGCCGCACCACCGUGCAGAGGCGCAGCCCACGCCGUGCAGGUGCGCCUCCGUUCGUUGCGACACGUCCUCCCUCUACUGCCCCACCGCCGCUUCCUCGCGUUUCCCUACCACCAAACGUCCUCGUGGGCCGCAAAGAUGCAGGCGCUCACCGCCGCUUCCGAGUCGCCCGGUGCAGCGGUGCUGCUGGAUUGCUCUGACAAGGCCGUCGCGGCCACGGUGAAGCUGGUGGAGACGCAGCUCGUGGCGAGUGCUGCGCAGCGAGGGCGGCUGCCGUAUUUAAACGUUAUCCUCAUCGGCGAGGACGCUGCGGUGCGCGCGGUGCUGGCGUUGCUGCCCUGCGCCGCCGUCGUCUCCUCCACCUCCGCCUUCCAUGAACAGGGCCACGCCUCGGUGCAGCAGGUGCGCCUCUUCGCCGCACCGCAGUGGCCGGUUGACCUGCAGCAAGACACGUUGGUGGCCGCGCUGGCGUAUUUGCAGCGCAAGGAGACCCCGCACGUCGUGGCGGCCGGCCCAGCUCCGCAGCGCCUCUUACUGGCGUUGUGCCGCGAAGCGCUGGUGAUGGCGCAGUCGUUGCCGGAUGCCAGCCGGAUCGAGUCCGCCGCUCAGGAGCACCUUGGACUGCGCCUAGGGCCCUUUGCGUUGAUCGACGCCUACGGCGCUGCCACUCUUGCCUCCAUGGCCGCCGCGGCAACGGCCGAAGAAGCGGCGCAGACCAAGGCAGCCGCUACCGCGCCCCAUUCCGUGUCUCCCAACGCGCUGCUGGAGAGCUGCACACGUGCGAUGGCGCGUGAGGGAUUAUUGGGCGUGCGCAGCGCUCGCGGUGGGUUUUACGGCGCUGCCACGGCGGUGGCGGGCAACGGCGGCGGGGCGGCGCGCGUGCUGCGUGACGCCGUCGUCGAUACCUACGUGCGUCACCACGCAAGCCCGGCGGAGAUGGCCGACCGGCUGCGCGCAGCCGUGCUGAAUGCGGCGUGCGAGCUGCUCGUGCGUGGUGAGGUGCCCGGCGUGGAGGACGUCGACCUCCUCUCGCUGUCGACGCUCGGUUGGAGAGAGGAGACGGGCGGGGUGCUGUACCAGGUGGACCAGUGUGGCGCGGAGGGCCUUCCGCGGCUGGUGCAGCUUAUGUUGUGUCUGUCAUCUACCGGUGUUGCGCCGCAUCUCGCACCGCACCCGCUGCUGUCUGCCAUGGCAGCUCAGCAGCUGCGUUUCGCGAACUUGAGGAGCAGUGGGCUGCUUCCCUCGUAG
Molecule: messenger RNA, 3805 nt
Organism: Leptomonas pyrrhocoris
Lineage: Eukaryota; Euglenozoa; Kinetoplastea; Trypanosomatida; Trypanosomatidae
Exons: 1
Coding region: 239-3805 (1188 amino acids)
Biological process (GO): fatty acid metabolic process
Molecular function (GO): oxidoreductase activity, acting on the CH-OH group of donors, NAD or NADP as acceptor
Source: RefSeq, a predicted model, not a curated record